This is a messenger RNA of Hyla sarda, 2384 nucleotides long. RefSeq names its product extracellular calcium-sensing receptor-like. Bases 297 to 1442 code for a protein of 381 amino acids. Gene Ontology annotation, biological process: G protein-coupled receptor signaling pathway. Lineage: Eukaryota; Metazoa; Chordata; Amphibia; Anura; Hylidae. Gene Ontology annotation, molecular function: G protein-coupled receptor activity. The record is from RefSeq and is a predicted model, not a curated record. Gene Ontology annotation, cellular component: membrane. The transcript has 5 exons.
GUGCACACUGUAUACAUCUUCUGUUGUCUUGUACUAACCAUGUUAUUAUUGUUGUUUGUUCUCUGUGUGACCUUCUGCAUCUCUGAGAUCCGGAAUCCUGCAGCUCAAUGUCAUCUUACAAUGAAGAAUUAUACAUUUGACUACAAAUAUUCUCACGAAGGAGAUAUAAUUAUCGGAGGGAUCUUCACUGUGCAUUGCUGGGUGAGACUGUGGAAGCAGAAAGGAAGAACUUUCUAUAACCGGAUGUGUAUAGGAUACUGUCUGGACACACAGUGACAGCUCCAAACUAUUCCUGUAUGGAGAAUGAUGCAGUGGUCGGUUUUAUUGGAGAUUUACAGUCUGGUACUACUCUCCCUAUGGCCCAGCUGUUAAGCUUAUAUGGAUAUACACAUAUCAGUUAUGGGGCCAGAGAUCCUCUUCUCAGUAAUAAAAGGCUUUACCCAAACUUUUUUCGAACUGUACCUGAUGACAAGAUACAAUAUGCAGCAUAUGUGAAGCUAUUGGAGAGAUUCCAGUGGAAUUGGGUUGGGAUCAUCACAUCAAAUGAUGACAGUGGACGGCGAGAGUUACAGGCGUUGGUCAAACUAUUUACAUCUCAUCAGAUUUGUAUAGAAUUUACUAUUCUUGUAUCUCUCGAUAAUCACGACUAUAUCCAUCCCGCUUCAUCUACUGAUGUUAUUAUUAUCUGUGGCUCCUAUAGUCUGACUUACAUCAAAUUUUUAUACCAUGAAGCUCAUUUUCUAAAGAACAAGACUCUUAUACUUCCAAGUUCAUGGUCACUGGCAACAGACCUUAUACUUCCUGGAGAUGUAAUUCCUGGUAAUUGUAGUUUAGUGUUCUCCAUCCCCACAUACAAUAUCACUGGAAAAGAGAUGUUUAAUGUUGUUCAUUUAUCCAACCAACCUUCUGAUCCAUUGCUGGAAGAUAUUUGGAUGACUAUAUUCCAUUGCUAUACAGGAAAUAAAUUAAAGGAUUUUCUUAUGCCAUUAGCAGAUCUAUAUCCAUAUAGUAAUUGUUCUGAGGAGAUGAAACUCAAUAUAGAGUAUAAUUUUUCUGGAGACACAACUCCUUACCAAGUGUAUAUUGCCGUCUAUAUCAUGGCUCAGGCUUUGCACAAACUGAAAAUUUUUAUUGAUGAAAAAAAAAAUAAUACUUCAAACAUAUAUGACUAUAAAAGAAGGCUAUCACAAUAUAUAAAAGAAGAAAAUAUUUUUUUAAGUGAAAAUGAAGAUUGGAUAACACGACUAGAUAUUCAGAAUUGGGUAACAGAAGGAAAAACGUCUGAAAUGGUUGUCGGAAGAUUUGAUGCAUCUUUUCUCGAAGAUAAACAGCUGGAUAUUAAUCCCCAGAUAAUAACGUGGAGACAGAACUCAAUAGUGAAAAUUGCCAGAGAUGUCCUGAAGAUGAAUGGCCAAAUGAGGGAAGAAACAAUUGUGUUGUGAGGGAUUAUGAGUUUCUGUCAUAUGAAUCUGAUGUUGUUUCUUCAGUCUUCUCCAUCAUCUCCAUAUUAUUCUCUCUUAUAACUGUAUUUAUAAUUGGAAUAUUCACUUUAUUCUGGAAAUCUCCCAUUGUCAGAGCCAAUAACCAGAACCUAAGCUUCAUUCUCCUGACCUCUCUCAUGUUCAGUUUACUCUGUGUGUUUCUAUUCAUCGGUCGUCCAGUGGAUAUAACCUGCAUGCUGAGACAAAUCUUCUUUGGGAUCUUCUUCACAGUAGUCGUGUCUUCUGUCCUGGCCAAGACCAUCAUAGUCUGCAUAGCAUUCAAGGCCACCAGACCAGACAGCUCCUGGAGAAAGUGUGUGGGGGUAAAGCUUCCUUAUUCUGUAGUGUUGGUCUGUUCAUCUCUUCAGAUCCUGAAUGCCGUUAUCUGGUUGUCAUUGUCUCCUCCAUAUCAAGAGCUUAACCUGGAUUAUCCUGGGAAGAUCAUCAUUCAGUGUAAUGAAGGGUCUGUCUUGGCCUUUUACCUCAUGUUGGGUUAUAUGGGGUUUCUGGCAGCUGUGAGUUUUGUUCUAGCUUUCAUGGUGAGGACAUUACCUGAUAUCUAUAAUGAAGCCAAGUACAUCACCUUCAGCAUGCUGGUGUUCUGCAGUGUCUGGAUCGGUGCCAUCCCGGCCUAUCUGAGCAGUACAGGGAAACACAUGGUCAUUGUAGAGAUAUUUGCCAUAUUGGCCUCAGGGGGAGGAAUAUUGAUCUGCAUGUUUCUACCUAAAUGUUACAAUAUCCUGAUGGAGCCUGACGUGAUCAGUAAAGGACACUUGGUACAGAGACGUGUUAUGUGAAUAUUUCAUAGAUAUAUAUCGUUCUGCUAAUAUAUCUGUUCCUUUGUCAUCUAUUGUUCUAAUGAUAACAUUUCUUUUGUACAAAUAUUUUAUUAAAUAUAGUCUA